This is a messenger RNA of Pichia membranifaciens NRRL Y-2026, 2830 nucleotides long. RefSeq lists its product as hypothetical. Gene Ontology annotation, biological process: carnitine metabolic process. Gene Ontology annotation, molecular function: carnitine O-acetyltransferase activity. The record is from RefSeq and is a predicted model, not a curated record. The coding region runs from base 478 to 2703 and encodes 741 amino acids. Lineage: Eukaryota; Fungi; Ascomycota; Pichiomycetes; Pichiales; Pichiaceae. The transcript has a single exon. Gene Ontology annotation, cellular component: cytosol.
UACGCAGCCAUCUGACUGUCUCUUCUUGCUGCCGCAGCCCGAGACAUGUCCAUAGCUCUGCCAGGCGGGAGGCCUUCCCCCUACUGCAGCCACCCGCUGCCGCCUUUGCGCUGGCACACUGCUCAGCGGUCGAUCGGCCCAGCCUGCCCUCUUUUGCCCUCUCGCGCGGGGCCCCGCUGACGUUUUCUCGGUGCGGAGUUCUUCUCCAGGCAAGGCGGCCGGCCGCGAACUCCGCAACAGCAGGCGCCGGGCCGCUUUCCCCACAUUCCGAUGGUCCUCGGUAGUCAUGGCACAGCAGCAGAAGGAUUCUUCGCCAGGCCGGGGCGGCUGGUCCUUGGAAGGAAUAUAAAUAGAGUGUCCACGCUGGUUCUCUGCUGCUGCUGCUACGGCUGCUGUUGCUAGUGCUUCACUGUAUGUCGCCAGGCUGUCUUGCACACGUAGCACCUUGUCCACAGACACCCCCCACCACACCACAAGAUGCCGCUCACAUUCGAAGGGGAGGGGUCCUUGCCCCGGCUCCCAUUGCCCGAACUCCAGAGCUCCGCCAUGCAGGCGUUGAGCGCCUUGAAACCGCUCUUGUCGGACUCAGCGUUUGAGGAGUUGGUCUCCAACGCAGAACAGUUUGUCACGUCGGACCGGUCCAAGGUCUUGCAGGCCCACUUGCGGCGGCUGGCAGAGACAAACGACAAUUACUUGAACAGCGAGGGCAUUUUCUCCACCACGUCGAACGUCUACGGUGACCUACGGGGCCAGACGUUGCCCCGGAACCCGUUCUUCAUCUUGGAGGACGACCCGAUGAUCAACUUCGCUCCCAGCCAGGAGUACCGGGCAGCGGUGUUGACCACCUCGAGCUUGCGCUUCAUCGUCGCGUUGAAGCAGGGCACGUUGAAGUCGGACUUGAACGCCCAGAACGGCCAGCGCUUGACGAUGUCCUCGUACCACAACUUGUUUGGCACCACCGUCAUACCCUCCAACAGCGGCGUGGGCUUGAAGAAGUCCGUCGACUCAAAACACGUCAUCUUCCUGUCACGGGGCCAGUUCUACGCGUUGACCGUGCUCUCGGAAAACGACCAGAUCUGGUUCUCCAAGCACGAGUUGUCUGCCAUCAUCAAAAACAUCAUCCACGACUCCGCGUGCGAGAAGUCCAAGUACAACGUGGGAACCUUCACCAGCGAGUCCAAGUCCACGUGGAAGAUGGCCAGGUCUGCACUCGUGAGCAACAACCCGGAGCUAAUGCAUAUGAUCGAUAGCGCCUUGUUUGUUGUCUCCCUAGACCACGAGGCCUUUGACGAGACUGUCGACGGGAACAAGAUCCAGUUUGUCACCCACGGCACCUCUAAGAUCGACGAAAAGGGCUUCCAGCUCGGGACCUGUGUGAACAGAUACUACGAUAAGAUCAACCUCGUUGUUACUAAAAACGCAACUGCAGCCUGCAUCUACCCGGCUUCGAUCAUUGAUGGCACAACGGUUCUAAGGUUUAUCAGUGAUAUCUACACAGACUCGGUUCUCCGUUUGGCCAGAAUGAUCAAUGGUAAAAAUUACACCCUAUGGACAGAAAUAAACACCGUCCCCAUUAAUAGCGAGAUUGUCAAACCCAACUAUGUGCAUCUAAAGUUCCAGCUUACCAAUGAAAUAUGCAACGGCUUGCAUUUGGCCGAGUCCAGGUUGGCAGAUAUCAUCAACCAGCACGAAUACGUCUCUAAAAAAAUUAAUAUGGGGAAGAGAUGUAUUCGUGAAAGAAUGAAGCUCCCUACAGAUUCAUUUGUGCAGAUUUGCAUUCAAAUCACCUACUACGCCUUGUACGGUAAGUGCCCUUCCACUUUUGAGCCUGUAUCUACCCGCCGUUUCAGAGAUGCCAGAACCGAACCUAUUUGUAUCCAGAACGACACAAUGCUAGAUCUCUGCCAAGCCUUUAUUUCGCAAACAACAGAUUCUGAAAAGUGGAAGUUGUUGCUAGAAGCUGUAAAAAAACAUAAAGAGAUGGCAAAGAAUGCAAGCAUGGGAAUGGGCUUCGAAAGACACUUGAGUGCUUUAAGAUCUGCCUUUAUCCAAAGAAACACUCUCAACAAGCUCCAUCAAGAUUUGCCAAAGAUUGAUGAUAAUUCAAUCCCACCUUUCAUUUUCAACCCAUCAUUGGAGGCGUUGUACAAACCAGAAUUGAUUGCUGCUAACUGUGGCAAUCCUGCAUUGGAUUAUUUUGGUAUAACGCCUUCCAUUCCGGCUGGUUUUGGAUUCGGAUACAUUAUCAAGGAUGAUUACAUUACCAUUGUUGGCUCCUCUCAGUGGCGGCAGACCGGCAGAUUCUUGGAUACCCUUGAACGAGUUUUCUUGAACUUAAAACAAGUUUGGAAAUCGGUCAUUGCGAACAAAUCGACCAGAGAUGAGGAGCUUCAGAAGUAUGUUCACUCCAUACCCAUGUCGAUGAUGACUUCUAACAACUCCACCUGGCUUCCAUCCUUGAUAUCAAAUGAUUCUCCAACAUCAAGAGCAGAUGAUUACAUUCUCGGAGGCUACGACUAUUUUGAUGUGGAGCAGUUAAAUGUAAGGUCCGACUUGGCCUCCAGGGUGCAAAGUCGUGCUAUCAGCAGAGCAAGCAGUCAAGUUAAUCUAGGAAAGAGUCCAAGUUUCAAGAACGUCAACAAUGCACACACGGAGAAGCCUAUUGCUGUUGGCCGGCUGCUAAGUUUGCAGAAUGACCUUUAAUCCUGUUUUAUUUUUCUUUUCAAUGUUUUUGCGUUCAUUUCUCCAAACAUAUAUAUAUAUAUAUAGAUACAUAUAUAUGAUUACUUAUUUAUACACAAAGAUGUAAAAUCUUAAAACCCAUUGAUCA